ACGGAACGCCGGACAAAGACUCCGGAAUCGUACACACAGAAGCGGCGGUAUUAGCCAAAACGGGACUGCCGGUACAACCGAAGGAUAUCUACGAAGAAAGGAAAGGACGGUGCAAGCCGAGGGUAAUUAUCGGAAAGGUCUUGGUCGAACGGAACUAGCAAAGGGGUAAAGAAGACGAUACUGGAACCGUAGGAGACAGACCGUGGUGACAAACAAACAGAAGAAACGAGGACGAACGUAGCCGACGCAGGAAGAAAGACGGUGCAGCUCUUCUUGCUGACUGCGCGCAGAAGAGAACCUAGUUUAACGCGGGCUUUAACCAAUUCAAUUCAUAGGCUCGGGUUAAGCCAGGAUUUGUGGCUUAGCACUGAUGGUGUUUGCUACCACCACGAGAGAUUUAACUGUUUCUGCGGCAAACCGUCCUCGGACCACCGGCCAGGUAGAGGUGGAGGUAUACGAAGGCUACGAUAGUGGGCAAAACGUGUCGGCGCCACAAGAACCGACACCGAGCCUAUCUGAGAACAACGCCAAGUUACCUUUACAAUUGAGCCAGAAUAAUCGCCGCGAAGAAAACUUCUGGUUGGCGACACAGGAGGUACAUCAACAAUUAAGGCAUUCUGAUACGAGGGGCGCAGUGGCGGGUGAACUGGCUUGCCUCGCGGGUUACAUGGCGGGGUACCUGAAGGCUACCGGCGCCACUUGCGCUCCGACAAGUAGUCCUCAGUACCAUCCCCACAGUCAUCCAGCGAUGGGAGUCGGCACCCAUCCACAUCCGCAUUCUCAUCCGCAUCCAGGAGCCCCACACCCAGGACUACCGUCGCCGUUUGCACUCGCUACUCACGGUCAUCCGCAUCCUCAUCCCUUGGAACAUGGACUAGCCGCUUUUCCACAAGGAAUGAAUCAACGUAAACAACGCCGAGAAAGGACAACCUUUACCAGAGCACAAUUGGACGUGUUAGAGGGGCUUUUCACAAAAACAAGAUAUCCGGAUAUCUUUAUGCGCGAAGAGGUUGCGCUGAAAAUCAAUUUGCCCGAAUCGCGAGUGCAAGUGUGGUUCAAGAAUCGUCGUGCGAAAUGUAGACAGCAAUUGCAGCAGCAACAGCAGACUUCGCCCUCGAAAGGAUCGCCGAGGUCAAAUCAGAAUCAAAGCAAUAGUAGCAAUAGCAACAAGAUGCCGACGACCUCGUCGGCGUCAACCAGUAGACGCUCAUCGCCGGUUUCUCCACCACGCGGGAAAGAGGCACCCGGACCUAAUUCGCCUCUCUUAUCGACGACGUCGACGUACCCGCGUCUGGGUGUGACGCCAACCGGCGGAAGCGGAGCAAACAGCGCACUAACUACACCUUCUCCGCCGUUGACUCCGGGUGCGAGUCAGUUGCCGCCAUCGUCAUAUCCACCACCGAUGAAUCAACUUCAUCACAGCGAAUAUGGUUUCGCUUGGAGUUCAUCGUCACCCGGCUCGGUGAACCCGAGCCAAUGUUACGCUGGGCAGACCUACAAUGCCUAUCAGAAUCCGUAUACCGGCGGCGAUUACUAUCAAACUCAGAUCUCGCACGUGCAUCACAGCCCGCAAGGAAACUACCAUCCUCAAUAUCACCACAACAUGACAUUGACGUCUUCUAUGUCACACUUGACCAGCCAUCAUUUAAAUCCAACAGGCAGCAACGACAUGGCCGCUUCGUCCGAGUCCGAUGGUUAUAUACUAUCUGACCAGAAAUAUCAAGCGAUGGUAUAGCGGCCAGGUAGAAACUCUGACAUCUUUCACCGCACUCAGGAAACUACAGCUACUGGAUCCUUUGCCACUUAUAAUUAGAUCGCAAAUCUUUAUGCAGAUAUCGUGACACCUCAAAAUAUCCAAGGUAUAUACAGGAUAUAUACGAGAAAAUUCAUUUGUUGUUAUUUAACGGCGAAGCAAAUUUCUGUCCAGACUCCAAAAUAAUAUCCAUUUCUUGCUAAAUCUUAUCAAAUAAAUUUUCAUAAAGAUCCGCGGUCUACUAUCGAUUGCUAUCGAAAUAUAACGGCAAAUAACGUCAAAGCGUUAAAACCUAUUUCGGUAAUGAUUGACAGAGGCACGGAUCCUGUUCAGGUUCAUUUCCCUGUUUGACAAAAGAACAUUCGAAUAAGAUUAAAUUAUAUAGAUCACUUGUUGCAUAGGUAAGAGAAUUGAAAAACAUUGAUUGUAAUUACCUCUAUCUUCAUUAAUUAAUAUCUUACAAGACAUAAUUCAUAUGCCUGACUUUUGCGGUUAUCAUUGCGGGAGUAAUGUAGAGAAGGAGUAGAAUAAAACGACAAAGCUCCCGA
Messenger RNA from Bombus pyrosoma, 2301 nucleotides. RefSeq names its product homeobox protein OTX2-like. Gene Ontology annotation, cellular component: nucleus. Gene Ontology annotation, molecular function: DNA-binding transcription factor activity, RNA polymerase II-specific; RNA polymerase II cis-regulatory region sequence-specific DNA binding. Bases 371 to 1735 code for a protein of 454 amino acids. Lineage: Eukaryota; Metazoa; Arthropoda; Insecta; Hymenoptera; Apidae. The record is from RefSeq and is a predicted model, not a curated record. The transcript has 5 exons. Gene Ontology annotation, biological process: regulation of transcription by RNA polymerase II.